ACUACAUUUUGUUAUAACUGGGUUGUUCUUUUUCCCAUAUGAUGAAUACAUAAUAUGCAAAACACCGGUAUAAUUGUUUUUGUCAUUUCCUAACUACUAAUGCUGUUAAAUAGCCUAUGAUCGUAUUAAGGCCAUCUGCUCGAAGUCGAACCAUGUCGGAGGCCCUCCUCAUAUCGGUGAUACAGAAGCUGAACAGUAGUUAUAUAGAGUACAUGACAGUGAUGACAUCAAAUCAUUUUAUUGAUUGGGUAAUUAAAGAGGUGAGAGAGAUUGCGGAUAUUGUGAGGGAUAAGAAAUUAGAAGACGGGAGAAGACUAAAUUUUUUGGUAUCUGACAUUGUCAGCAUGGCUGAGCAUGCCCUCGACCUUUAUAAACAAGAUGGAACCAAUUAUACUGCUUCCUUCCGACCUUGGAUAGAACUGAUCAAACAGCAGAUGCUUAAACUGGGAGAUGAUGAGGCAGAGAUGGAGUCCAACAUGAGAUCACCUGAAAAUGUUGAAGAUGACAUGAAAUAUGUGGUGGGAUUGGAGGAAGAUGUGCAAAUGCUGCUUCGCAAAAGGAUUAUUGGUGGGUACCAUAUGACUGUUCUUAUCACAGGCAUGUCUGGUAUUGGAAAGACAACUCUUGCCAGAGAGAUAUACAACCAUCCAACCGUCAUUGAGCGAUUCAAGCGCCGUGUCUGGGUAUCUAAUUAUUUUACUCACUUCACUAAUAAAGAGCUACUUAUCAAAGUAAUACAACAGGUAGAAGAUCCUCAGAAUCUCCAUUCAUCUUCCUUAUUGGAGAAUAUGGACAACCGAAGCCUCCUAGAUAUGCUUUCCCAACACCUGCAAGGAAAGCGAUAUCUUAUAGUUCUUGACGAUGUGCCCAGAAAUAUGUACUUUAAUCCUUUGUUGAGAGCUCUUCAAAAAGAAGACAAUGGAAGUAGAUUGCUGCUCACAAGUCACACGAGGAAUACCGGCAUAUAUACACGCGACGAAGAUGUUCAUAAGAUGAAACCUUUGGAUUCUAAAAAGAGCUGGCAGUUGUUUUUGAAAACAAUAAACCAUGGCAAUAAAUUGACGGGUGAGCAUAAAUUCCCAAAGUCCUUGGAGCCUAAGGGAAAACAAAUGUUGAGAAAAUGUGACGGCCUGCCAUUAGCUAUAAAAGAGGUGGGAAAGCAGUUAGUGGAAAAGAAACUCUCAGGGGGGAGUGAAUGGGAACAACUUCUUGAAUCAGUUGAUUUUGGUUCAACAUUGAAGUUAUUGGAACCAUUUUAUCAUAAAUUGGAUCCCGCACUGGAGUCAUGUUUCCUGUAUAUGUCUUUCUUUAAGGAAAAUACAACUUUGAGGGCAGAAAAGUUGACACAGAUAUGGAUUGCAGGAGGAGUGGUUUCAGGUUAUUGUGGAUCAUAUUUAGAUGGUUUAAUCAAUGAAUCUGUUAUUGAUGUCAAGGACAAGAGCACAAAGUACCGCAUGAAUGCUUUGCUACACAUGUUAUCCAUCCAAAAAGCAGAGGAUAAACUAGGCUUUGAGAUCCUAAGGAAAAAUGGAAAUAAUCGAUCCUUUCCGAGUCCUCGUCUUCAUCGUGUUAUUAUUUGUAGCAGAGACAAGUUCAACUACUCCACGGAUCAAGAUAAACAUCUUCUUUCUCUCUUCUUCCAUGGAGGUGGCUACUUCGACACUAGUCCAUCUUACUGGAACAGUUUUGAAGAACUUAACAUUCUUGACUUGGAAGAUUUUGGGCUGAAGAAUUUACCUGAAAGUAUCAGCACAUUGAUCGAAUUAAAAUACUUGGGAUUGAGAAACAAUUACAUAGAAGAGCUCCCAGACUUGUUGGGGUGCCUAAAAAACCUUGAGGUUCUUGACAUAUCUCAAAACUUUAUGGUGGAGGUGCCUAAUGUAAUAUGGAGAUUGCGUAGCCUUCGCCACCUCUACAUGUCUGAUAUGGUUUGUCGGAAGUCUUUGUGGUUUGACAUACUGGAGAAUCUGGAGACCUUAACCUACGUCUCAGUUGCUAAUUGGACAUAUGAGCUCUUGGGCUUAAAUAUGUUGACUUCUCUUAAGAAACUGGGCAUAGAAGAAUUGGAUGGAAACUCAAAUGUAAGCAAGCUCUUUGUGUCAUUGGCUGACUUGAAGAAUCUUAAACACCUAAUCUUAAGAGGGUAUCGUUUCAGAAGCAUGCCUAGUUUGGAGGAGAUUGGUAUUCUACAGAGUCUUGAAUCACUCAAAUUGGAUGGACUUCUUGCGAGGUUACCAACUAAUCUCCCUCCAAAUAUUACAUCAUUGACAUUGAUUGAUAGUUGUCUUGAUGAGGACCCCAUGGCACUACUAGCGGGGAAGCUACCAAAGCUAGAGUACCUCAAAUUGCGGAACGCAUACACUGGUCAACAAAUGGUGAUCUUGCGCAAUGGCUUCCAAAGGCUCCAAGUCAUGUGCAUUGAAGAGUUGUGGAAUCUAAGAAAUCUACAAAGUGAUGCAUUAACGUUUUGGUUCAAGAAAUUAGAAAUUCACGAUUGUCCAAAUCUGACCCUCCCGGAGAAUAUUUUGUCGAUGAGUUAUCUGAAUGAGUUAAAUAUGGUGACAACCAAAAGCAUUGCAACAAAGAUGAGGAAUUCAGACUUAAUCUCCAAAAUACCGGUCGUGAAUAUCAAUCCAUGAGCUCGCGCAGUUGUCUACAUUUUCUUCCUUUUUCCCCUUUGGUGGUUGUGUACUGUUUUUAAAUGACAUUUAUUUGCGACAAUUGUGGUUUCUUCAUAUCUUGUUUGUACUCUGUUUCUCCCUCGUUGUUGGGAUAUGUUUUUUCGUUGCUCAAGUUACUGCAGACAAUAUUACUCUCG
This is a messenger RNA of Salvia miltiorrhiza (redroot sage), 2818 nucleotides long. Its product is annotated as putative inactive disease susceptibility protein LOV1. Gene Ontology annotation, molecular function: protein binding; ADP binding. NCBI's taxonomy places the organism in Eukaryota, Viridiplantae, Streptophyta, Magnoliopsida, Lamiales, Lamiaceae. The transcript is spliced from 2 exons. Bases 117 to 2639 code for a protein of 840 amino acids. Gene Ontology annotation, biological process: defense response to other organism. The record is from RefSeq and is a predicted model, not a curated record.